This is a messenger RNA of Thunnus maccoyii (southern bluefin tuna), 5107 nucleotides long. It is a transcript of the gene elna, whose product is annotated as elastin a. The record is from RefSeq and is a predicted model, not a curated record. Gene Ontology annotation, molecular function: extracellular matrix structural constituent. Lineage: Eukaryota; Metazoa; Chordata; Actinopteri; Scombriformes; Scombridae. The transcript is spliced from 53 exons. Bases 246 to 3551 code for a protein of 1101 amino acids.
GCAGCGUCUGUGCUGUUGGCAGGAGUGACCAGAAUAAAAACAGCAACACCAGACAUAGAGGAGGAAAAAAAGCAAAGUUAUCCAUUGAACCAGAGUCUUUGCCCUCUCUUAAUUACGUCAAGUCCCAUAUCUUUUCCCUUUUUUCACCUUUUUUCCUCACUCUCUAAGACUUCGAGUUAGUGGUAAUUAGCUAGAAGAGAAUAAAACCAGCUGAUCGGGAGAGGGGUGGUGCAUUUUGGAGCGAGAUGGCUAACAGAAACAUUCUGUUGCUCUUCUGUGGACUCUUCCUCAUAGCACUGAUUCAGCCCUCUCUUCAAGGAGGUUUACCACCUGGUGCUGGGAUAGGACCAGGAGGCACUGGACCGGGAACUGGAUUCUUUCCAGGAUCUACUGGAGGAGUCCCUGCGGGCUAUAAACCAGCUAAAGCUGCAGGAGGUUAUGGAGCUGGAGCACGUGGUGUGGGCACAGGUGGUUUGGUUCCAGGAGGCGUUGGACCUGGUGGCUAUGGCGUUGGAGGAUUAGGAGCAGGACCAGGCGGAAAGCCCCCUAAACCAGGUUAUGGCAGUCUAGGAGUUGGUGGUCUUGGAGCUGGGGGCCUUGGAGUAGGUGGUUAUGGAGGAUAUGGUGGCACUGGGGGCUUCUUCCCAGGGGCUGGACAGAAGGCUGCUAAAAGAGGUGCUGGAGGCCCUCUGCUACCAGGAGCAGGAACAGGAGUAGUGCCAGGAGGAACAGGAACUGGAGCCGCACUGCCUGCUGGAGCCCCUGUCCUUCCUCAGACAGGCCUCCCAGGAGGUGCUGGUGUUGGAGCGGGAAAGAAAGCCGCGAAACUGCCAGGUGUUGGUGUGCCAGGACUUUACCAAGGUGGAUUGGUACCAGGAAAAGGGUUUGGUGGACGUGGAGUUCUGCCAGGAGUAGCCACUGGCACUGGCCUGACUCCCAAAUCAGUUGGACAGACAGGUCCAGGAGCAGCAGGUCGCGGGUAUGGUGGACAGUUACAGCCAGGAGUGUUCCAUGGAUACCCCCUCAAAACACCCAAAGUUCAAGGUGCUUAUGGAGCAAAACCUGGAGGAGGCAAACUUCCCUAUGGUUAUGGUGGCUUUGGAGCCGGUGGAGCUGGACUUCCAGGAGGGAAAGGAUAUCCUGUUGGAACUGGAGUGGGGCCCAGUGGCAUCUCUCCUGCUCAAGCUAAAGCUGCCAAAUAUGGUUUGGGUGUUGCUGGAGGAGUUGGUGGUGUGGGAGGUGUCGGAGGUGUUGGCGGUGUUGGUGGUGUUCCUGGCGCUGGUGGACUGUAUCCAGGAGCAGGCUAUGGGGCUGGUGCCAAGGCUGCUAAAUAUGGACUAGUACCAGGAGGAGUACCAGGAGGAGUACCAGGGGGUGUACCAGGAGGUGUACCAGGGGGUGUACCAGGAGGAGCACCACUUGGAGUACCAGGAGGAGUUCCAGGAGGUGUUCCAGGAGGAGGUCCAGGAUUACCACUUGGUGGAUAUUCACCAGCAGCCAAAGCGGCUAAAUAUGGACUAGGAGCAGGAGGAGUAGGAGGACAAGCAGGACUAGGAGGGACAGGAGGACAUGCAGGAUUAGCAGGAGCUGCUGCUGCCAAAGCUGCUAAAUAUGGAGUAGGAGGACUGGGAGGCGUAGGAGGACUGGGAGGAGCAGGAGGACUGGGAGGAGCAGGAGGAUUGGGAGGAGCAGGAGCAUACUCGGCUGCUGCUAAAGCUGCUAAAUAUGGAGCGGCAGGACAGCAAGUGGCAGGAGGACUGGGAGCUGGAGGAUACCCUGCUGCUGCUGCUGCUGCUGCUGCUGCUGCAGCUAAAGCUGCUAAAUAUGGUCCAGGUGGUGCAGGGGUAUAUCCAGGUGGUGCUGCAGGAGGAGUUCCUGGAGGAGUCCCAUUUAGACCAGGAUAUGGAUCUUUGGCAGCGGGAGCGAAACCUCCUAAAUAUGGUGUCCCAGGAGCAGGCCUAGGAGGAGCAGGAGUCCCAGGGGGAGCAGGACAGGUUCCUGCUGGUGUCGGCUAUGGAGCUUAUGGAGCUGGUGCUGGAGUCAAACCCCCAAAAUAUGGAGUUCCAGGAGGAGUUGGAGGAGCAGGAGUAGGACCUGGGUUGGUACCAGGAGGAGUUGGAGCUGGACAAUACCCCGCUGCUGCUGCUGCUGCAAAAGCUGCUAAAUAUGGAGUUCCAGGAGGAAUUGGAGCAGGGUUAGGAGCAGGAGGAGCAGGAGUAGGACCUGGUUUGGUACCAGGAGGAGUUGGAGCUGGACAAUACCCCGCUGCUGCUGCUGCUGCUGCUGCUGCAAAAGCUGCUAAAUAUGGAGUUCCAGGAGGAAUUGGAGCAGGGUUAGGAGCAGGAGUAGGACCUGGUUUUGUACCAGGAGGAGUUGGAGCUGGACAAUACCCUGCUGCUGCUGCUGCUGCAAAAGCUGCUAAAUACGGGGUUGCAGGAGGAGCUGGAGCAGGGUUAGGAACAGGAGGUGCAGGAGUAGGACCUGGUUUUGUACCAGGAGGAGUUGGAGCUGGACAAUACCCUGCUGCUGCUGCUGCUGCUGCAAAAGCUGCUAAAUAUGGAGUUGGUGCUGGACUGGGAGGAACAGCAGGAACUGGUGGAGCUGGAGUAGUACCUGGUGCUGUACCAGGAGGGUUUGGAGGAUAUCCAGGCGGUGUGAAACCACCAAAAUAUGGUGUUACUGGAAUAGGACUUGGUGUCCCAGGAGCUACACCAGGUCAGGUUGUCAGUGUUGUUCCAGAUGGUUCUGCUAUUGUGGUGCCAGGUGGUACAGGUGGUCCUGUAGAUCUAAAACCAGGAAAGGAUGUUGGUCUUGCUGGAACCCCUCGUCCAGGGCCCACGCCUAUUGCCACAACUGGCAUGGCCCCAGAGGUCCCAGAGCCCAGCGUUGCUGGUGGCAUUAUUCAGCCAAGUGCCGGCACAGGUGUUGGUGGAGCAGGUGUUGUUUUGCCCUCUGGUGUUGGUCCAACUGGCCAAGGUCAACCUGUUGCAACCGGAGUCCAACAACCUGGAGGUGUUGGUGUUGGCACAGCAGGCAAACCACCUAAACCUAUCCUACCAGUUCCUUAUGGUGCUGGUGUCGUCCCUGGAACUGGACCCGGAACGCUGCCUGGAGCAAAACCUUUGAAACCUCCAGGUGUGGGUGGAGCAGGAAUCCCACUGGCAGCAGGAGGGGGAUACAGUCCAUAUCAUCAUGGAUAUGGACAGGGUGGAUUGACAUAUCCUGGUGCGGCUGGACUGGGAGGUGCUGGUGCCGGAGCUAAACCACCCAAACCAGGCUACGGCAGUCUUGGAGUUGGCGGUGGAUUUCAGCCAGGUGCGGCUCCUGUGGUUCCCGGUUAUGGAGGAGGUUACCCCCAACAGUACUACCCAGGACGCGGAUUAAUUCUCACCUGCCAGCAGCAAGGUGGAUAUGUACCAGCCCCACUGACUCCUCAACAAGCCAAAGCAGCCAAGUACGGUCCAUUGCAGGGCUUCCUUGGAGGUGCAGGAGGGGUCCCCAGAGGUGGAGUCGCAGGAUGCCAGGGAAAAUACUGUGGGAGGAGGAAGUAGAGGAUCACUUGAGAUCUAGUGUGACCUCAAGAAACCAUGGUGCUACUGCAUGAUCUAGAAUGUACAUUUUAUAUGCAAACAAAUCCCCAUUAGACAACAUGUAAAGACUUUUUUUUAUUACUUGCUUGACUUCAACGUCUGUUUUUAUACAAACCCACCGACCCAGAAUUUUGUACACGUUCUCACGUGACGUUUAUUAUUGAUAGUGCCUUUAGUCAUUACUGUUAAUCGGCUUUAACUCCCCCUUACUGCACCAGCCUACUUAAAAUUCAAAGUGUGUGUCACCAUGUGUUGCUUGUUGUUGUGCAUAAAUGUGUGUUGUGUGUUAUGUGUGUGUGUGUGUGUGUGUGUGUGUGUGUGUGUGUGUGUGGUUUGCGCAUGUGGUUGUACUGUUGUGCAAAAGACUGUCUGAACCAUCAGCUGCCAAUGUGACCUUUGAAUGAUUUCCCUCUUUCUUUAAUCCUAAAGCAAGGUGACUUGUCCUCACACUGUCUCGCCUCACUGUGCAGAGCUUUGUCACCUCUCUGACCCAUAAGAUGGGUUUUGGGUUGGUCAAGGCCCGUCCGAAAACGGAUGAAAUCUGGCCAAUCUCAGCAUCGUCUCUGGCUCUCCGUCUUCUCUGCUGCUAUUUUUAGGCCUGCUGGGUAUAAAGCAGCGGGAUUCGAGGCUGCGGCCAACCCAUCUGCUUUCAGUAACUUUGCUGAUUCUAGUUGCUAUGCAGUUCAGUUUUCUCAGCAUUUUUUUUUUUAUGGUGCCAAACGUGCGAUUUAUGAAGAGCAACCUCUGUUCGGAGGUAUGGUAGCUGAAGACAAUCAAAAAGUGAAUCAGUAUAGGAGGUUUCAAAACAAUGUUGCCAUUUUUUGCUUUUAGCUCCAAGUAGAUUAGAUAUCAUUCAUAUACAUUAUGUAUGUGUGAAUGUCUAAUUAUGUGUCACUGUCUUAAAAUGCUUUAAGUCAAAUGUUUAGUCUUAUUUCAGCAGUUAUUAACUUUUAUGUAACUUGUCAUUACAUGAUUAUUCAAGCUAUUUUUUUUGCACCCUGCUUUGACUCAUAGCUUUAUUGUUAUCAGGAAUGUGUGAACAUACAACAAGAACAAUCCUUUGCUUUUGCAUUUAUUCACUGUAAUACAGUAAUACAAUUGUAAUACAGAAUAGGUUUGAUGGGUGAUGUGUUUAGUUCUGUGUGAGACAUAAACUCCCCCGUUGUUCUUCAUUUACUUGAGCUGCUUUUAAAAAAUAAGGCUUUACCGACCGAAGGUUCAUGAGCGCUGUCGCCAAGUGACCCCAUCUCUUUCUGUAAUUGUGUACUGUAUUUUGUACUAAUUUGGUGUUAGCUGGCUUCAGUUCCACCACUCUGUGCUGUGUGAGAACUGUGUUUGAGCCCCGCCGGAUCAGACCUUGUCUUAUGUGCCGUGGGAUACUCUUCAUCUUUAUUUAAAACUGUUUUUAUAAGGAGGAACAGUGUGGUUUUGCACUUUUUAUAAUUUCCACGACAAACAUGUGACAUCCUGGCAUUUUAUUUGCUUCAUUAAAUAACAAAAUAAAAAGUGUUAAAGAA